Mizuhopecten yessoensis (Yesso scallop) is the source of this 704-nucleotide messenger RNA. RefSeq names its product epididymal secretory protein E1-like. The record is from RefSeq and is a predicted model, not a curated record. NCBI's taxonomy places the organism in Eukaryota, Metazoa, Mollusca, Bivalvia, Pectinida, Pectinidae. Gene Ontology annotation, biological process: intracellular cholesterol transport. Gene Ontology annotation, molecular function: sterol binding. Bases 41 to 550 code for a protein of 169 amino acids. The transcript is spliced from 4 exons.
UCUCCUUUUCCAGACAUCAGACCACACAAAAGAGUUAUAUAUGUCUGUUUGGGCCACACUUUUUCAGCCUGCCGUCAAAAUGAAGACACUGAGCAUUUUGGUCGUUAUUUUAACUUUAUCCGCUAUUAAUGCCCUAACCGACUACCGAGAUUGUGGCUCAACGUCAGGGCAUAUAAACUCCAUAAAAUUAACGCCUCCCUGUUUGCACAAUCCGUGUGACUUGCUUCGAGGAACCAAUGUGUCGGUAGAGGUUGAUUUCACGUCAAAGGUACAGACAUCUAACGUUUCCACUUUUGUGUAUGGGAUAAUUCUGGGACUUCCAGUGCCAUUCCUCACAGUGCCACACGACAGCUGCAAAAGCAAUAACUUAGCCUGUCCAGUUGCUGCCAACUCCAGAAACAUCUACACCAACUACGUAUCCGUGUUACCUGUUUACCCACUGAUGAGGCUUCUUGUCCAAUGGGAGAUAAAAGACGAUAGCGGCAACAACAUCGUAUGUUUCGUUUUACCAGCACAACUAACCGACUCUACUGGUCCCGUGGUUGGCUGAACAGUUCCAGUGGACAAAUAUACACGAGGUGCUGAUAGGAUGAAUGGCACAGUAAAUAUGUCGGUAAUGCUGAAAGGUGUAUGACGAGUUCAGCACUCGAUGUCCAUAUGGUUGAUUAAUUAAAGUAUUUCUUAAUAAACAAACACCUGACUAA